UCUCAUGUGGCAAUCAUUGGUGAGAGGGGAAUCCGGCAGACUAGACGGUUGCGGAACCGCCGCCCCGUGACUAGCGGCACUGAUGCCAGUAGAUAAAACCGACGCCUGUAUUAAUGUAUGUUGGUGGUUGUUGUUGUGCUGUUGAUAUGCUGAAUAGUGUAUAGCAUGUGAUGUGUUAAACUCGGGCAUGAAUCGGUGUGGAUUUUAGUUUUACUGUGUUGGAGUGGGCCGCCCCGUGUGUGACCUGCGGUUUCUCCGGUGUUUCUGUCCUUAGUUUUAGUACAGUAACCAUCCACAGCCCGUGACAAUCAGCCCCCGCUCACAACACGUACUCACUACUGAUACUCUCUACUAAUUCAUCAACUGUGUAUCAUCACUACCCGGGUGUAUCACCUAAAUUUAGUGAUUACUUUAAUUAUUUAUGGAUUGAGUGUGUUUGCUAUAAAUCCGUAUAUUUUUACUAAGUUUGAUUGCUGUUUAGUGAGUGGUUGAUGUUGAUGUUUAUAGUCAUAAGUGAUCGGGGUUAAUCACUGUGAGUGGAUAUUGGAAGUUAAGCAGUGAUUACCAAGGAUUUUUACUCUGGAGGUGCUAACGGUGUGACAGGAAGACUACUGUGCCAACCUAACUUCGGCAUCAACCUAACUUGGGUUAACGAAGAUAGCUGCUAGAGGAGAUGGAGAUGGAGAUGAAUUGAUAGCGGUUACAAAAGUGGGGAGUAAGUAUCACGGAGGGGUUGCCCACCUAAAGUGUCUUGUCUCCUAUCAUCUUCUUGUUCGGGAUCGCUUACGAAUGAACCGCGAUCGAGGGAUCGGGUGGUUCAAUCGCGGCGACUAUCACUGUUGUCGUCGUUCUCGGGUUGUUAGCAAUCAUCGGCAUUGCGUACUGCCUGGUAUCAUGAUUGUCAGAUUGGUUUGUUACUGUUCUUGUGUGACAACGCGGUGAAAACAACUUAGUGACUUGGAUUCAUAUAUGUGUGGAUAAGUUAUGAUAAUAAUAAUAAUGAUGAUUUAUGAUCACGAUGAGUAACAAGGACAUGAUGUUUGAUGUGAGGACCGUUUCUUUAAACUAGUGUUAAAUUAUAAUCGCGAGUGUGUGUUGCAAUCACAAACAAUAAUCAAGACCACAAAGCUAUAUGCAGUGUGGAGUCGAAAAGUAACCACGAAAAUUGUUCGACGCGUGCUGUUCCCGUCGGCCUGUGCUGGGAGGAGGUUGAACGUCAUUGAGACGAAGAAAGGUGAAGACGCAGGAGAGGAGACGGCUGCACAAGCAGCCGACAACUUGGAGGUGGCGGUUGAAACGACGGGGGAGGCGGAGGAGGACAUGUCGGCAGAGACCGAAAUCGAGGUAUCCGUCGUCUCCGAGGAAGAUUUGGAAGCCUCUCGUGGCAGCAGCUCCUCUCCACAUCACUCCGAAAUGUUGCUCCAGGACAAGCAGAGACUCGGGUGCAAUAUUCCCAGCCAUCCCUUCAGUUUUGACGUCGGCAAAGCUGCUCUCAGGCCGGCGUGCAAUGCUCACUAUACGUCUUUCAGCAUCUCUAGCAUCCUAGGUCGCUCCGAAUCCCCGACGGCAAACGCUACAGCGGCUGUUAGCAUUGUCAGAUCGUCUUCCGACGCAGAACGCGGGUCUCCACCGGCGGCUACAACCUCCCAAAAACUAGUAACCUCUUGUGAGUCUUCGCCUACCGAAAGGAUACUAUCACCCACAUCGUUGAUCCUCACCGGCGGUUCUAGUGCAAGGUCAAUAGUUAGCCAAAGCACCCCGGAAACACGCAAUAGCAAUCCUACCAUUGGAUUAUCAUGGAGUUCCGGUGCUACAACCAGUCCUCCGAGUUUCACCGCUUCUGGAGACCAUGCUAAUCCGCUGAUGGGCCACCAGGCGUCGGCGAAUCUGGCCAUGUUGUCUAGACUGGGUCUAGUAUCUUCGUUGAUCGAGAGGUAUCCCAUCGGCGUAGGCGGGGUAUUUUUCCCCUCAACACUUCAGCACCUCCAACAACAGCAUCAUUCCCGGCUUGCAGCUGUCGCAAGCUCAGCUUUAAGCAAUGCCGGUCAAUCCGACGCAAGUGACGCUGAUGGAAUACGCGGAGUUUUACCGGGAAACGGAGGCUGGCCGUUUCCAUGGAGGCCGACUCAUGGGUUGCAAGGUCUCGAACAUCCAUCCCCAAGCGACGUUAUUGGAUCGCACAGUCGUGUUAGUCCACCCUCUGGGUCUUAUCUUAAGCGAGAUGACGAUGACAAUCCGUCAGACGAUCGACUGCACCGAGGUCGAAGUCCAUCCACGGGAGACGAAGUCCACGAAGACUUAGGAGAUGUCGACGACGGAAUGGACGGCGACGACGGCGAAUCUCCAGGUUCCUCCGGCCACCACGGUUCGAUAACAGCAGGCGGAAGUUCAGGGGGACAGAACGUAAACGGACAGGAUUCAAACGUGAAACGUAAGAAGAAAACGCGAACCGUGUUCUCCAGAUCGCAAGUGUUUCAACUAGAAACAACCUUCGAGAUGAAGCGAUACCUUUCUUCUUCAGAGCGCGCCUCAUUGGCCGCCUCGUUGCGGUUAACAGAGACCCAGGUAAAGAUCUGGUUCCAGAACCGGCGGAACAAGUGGAAGCGUCAAUUAGCUGCAGAAAUAGAGGCCUCCAGCAUGGCACACGCGGCACAGCGGCUGGUUCGCGUACCCAUUUUGUAUCAUGAGGCCAGCGCUACAAAUAACACAGUAGCGACCUCUUCUUCCGUUGGACAGGCUCCCAACGCUACGAACCCUUUGACGGCCACUAGCGGACCUCAUUCUGUUGGUGUUAGUGUUGGCGUUGGUGUUGGAACUUCCUGUGUUCCCUGCACCACAGCACCAUCAAUAUUCUACUCCCCACACGCAGCAGUAGCGGCUCAUCACCAGCAUCACCAUCAUCAUCACCAUCCACCGCCGCCUCACGUUCAGGCCCACACAUUGCUACCUCAUCAGGUGCAUCCUCAGCCUCCACCACCGCCACCUCCACCGCCCAAUUCUCAGGUCCAGUCGUCGCAAUAACCCAUCCUUAAUUCAUCCUAUCACUCCGGAUUGAUGGUGAGAUUGGAUCCUCAUCAAAGUCAUCAUCACCAUCAGUUUCCGCGAUUCCUCGCUGCACCGUGAUAAUAUUCACUAAAUAUCAUGGACGAUCUUAUAACUGUAAUAAUAGUUCUAAUUGAUAUUAAUAAUAAUUAUAUAUAUAUUAUAUAUAA
Molecule: messenger RNA, 3212 nt
Organism: Cotesia glomerata
Lineage: Eukaryota; Metazoa; Arthropoda; Insecta; Hymenoptera; Braconidae
Gene: Hmx
Product: homeobox protein Hmx
Exons: 3
Coding region: 1321-3021 (566 amino acids)
Biological process (GO): regulation of transcription by RNA polymerase II
Cellular component (GO): nucleus
Molecular function (GO): RNA polymerase II transcription regulatory region sequence-specific DNA binding; DNA-binding transcription factor activity, RNA polymerase II-specific
Source: RefSeq, a predicted model, not a curated record